GGGAGGGGCGGGGCGGUCCCGCACAGCCCGUGAGGUGGAGCAGCGGCCCCGGCCCGGCCCGGCCCGACCCGGCGGCCCGAGGGAGCCCCGGCGCCGGCACCGCCGCCAUGUUCUCGUUUAACAUGUUCGACCAUCCCAUCCCCCGCGUGUUCCAGAAUCGCUUCUCCACCCAGUACCGCUGCUUCUCGGUGUCCAUGCUGGCCGGGCCUAAUGACAGGUCAGAUGUGGAGAAAGGCGGGAAGAUAAUUAUGCCACCGUCGGCUUUGGAUCAACUCAGCCGCCUGAACAUCACUUACCCCAUGCUGUUCAAGCUGACCAACAAGAACUCGGACCGCAUGACGCACUGCGGCGUGCUCGAGUUCGUGGCUGACGAGGGCAUUUGUUACCUGCCACACUGGAUGAUGCAGAACUUGCUGCUGGAAGAGGGAGGCCUGGUGCAAGUGGAGAGUGUUAAUCUGCAGGUUGCUACUUACUCAAAAUUUCAGCCACAGAGUCCAGAUUUUCUUGACAUCACCAAUCCCAAAGCUGUAUUAGAAAAUGCACUGAGAAACUUCGCCUGUCUGACGACUGGGGAUGUUAUUGCCAUCAACUACAAUGAAAAGAUCUACGAGCUCCGGGUGAUGGAGACCAAACCGGAUAAGGCCGUGUCCAUCAUCGAGUGUGACAUGAAUGUGGAUUUUGAUGCUCCUUUGGGGUACAAAGAACCAGAAAGAAGUGCACAACACGAAGAGAGCACAGAUGUGGAAGCAGACCAUAGUGGAUAUGUGAGUGACAUAGGAUUUCGUGCAUUCUCCGGUUCUGGGAACAGACUGGAUGGCAAGAAGAAAGGUGUGGAGCCUAGUCCCUCACCAAUUAAACCAGGAGACAUCCGAAGAGGAAUUCCCAACUAUGACUUCAAGAUUGGUAGAAUCACAUUCAUUAGAAACUCACGUCCACUGGUUAAGAAAGUCGAAGAGGAUGAAUCUGGAAGCCGGUUUAUUGCCUUUUCAGGAGAAGGCCAGUCCCUGCGCAAAAAGGGAAGGAAGCCCUAGGCUGUGGCACCUUCAGUUAGUUAGGAGGAAAAUAAAGUAACAGUUGCAGCAUAUUGGAUCUUAGUUAUUGCAGUUGAGAGGAGAGAUCGUUUUGCAGCAUAGGAACCCUUUUACUGGUUUUGGUUUCAUGUUUAAAACCGGAGCUGUCAGACUGUCUUAAUUUUCAGCUGAAAAUUGAGUCCUGGGAAUUUGGAAGGAGCUUUUUGUAUGUGUUGUAAAGAGGUGAACGUAGAUCUCUGAUCAACCUGAGAAGUAAAACUAACAAGCUCUACCUUACUAAAGAUCCAGUUCUUAGACUA
Molecule: messenger RNA, 1330 nt
Organism: Chiroxiphia lanceolata (lance-tailed manakin)
Lineage: Eukaryota; Metazoa; Chordata; Aves; Passeriformes; Pipridae
Gene: UFD1
Product: ubiquitin recognition factor in ER associated degradation 1
Exons: 12
Coding region: 108-1031 (307 amino acids)
Cellular component (GO): VCP-NPL4-UFD1 AAA ATPase complex
Molecular function (GO): polyubiquitin modification-dependent protein binding
Source: RefSeq, a predicted model, not a curated record